This is a messenger RNA of Rana temporaria (common frog), 2819 nucleotides long. Its product is annotated as immunoglobulin superfamily member 11-like. The transcript has 7 exons. Lineage: Eukaryota; Metazoa; Chordata; Amphibia; Anura; Ranidae. Gene Ontology annotation, molecular function: ionotropic glutamate receptor binding. Gene Ontology annotation, biological process: homophilic cell-cell adhesion. The coding region runs from base 1 to 1143 and encodes 380 amino acids. Gene Ontology annotation, cellular component: cell-cell junction. The record is from RefSeq and is a predicted model, not a curated record.
AUGGAGAGUCGCCUCCACCUACCUGUGCUCUGGACCCUGACAGGAUUUCUGGCAGUGGUCGGCGCAGUGAAGGUGACGGUAAACACGCCGAGUGUCCAUGUGACCAGAGGUGGGACGGCUCUCCUCCCCUGCUCCUUCCGAACUACGGCCGCGCUCAACCGACUCAACAUCAUCUGGACAGUGACUCCUCUGGUGGAGCCGAAACACCCGCUACAGGUCAUUGCGUAUGAACAGGGUCAGGUUGUGGAAAGUCUGACGGAAUAUUUGGGCAGAGUGAAAUUUGCCUUCCGUCCCACCCAAGACGCCGGUAUCUUCAUCAACCACACGCGGGUAUCGGACACCGGUACGUACCAGUGCACCGUCAUUAACCCACCAGACGGGGCAACACCCAACAUCGGCCUGGUUGGGCUUACUGUGCUUGUCCCUCCUUCCAUCCCGGACUGUUCCAGUGAUGGCCAUGGCCAGGAAGGGGGCAGUAUCCACCUCUUCUGCUCAGUGAUGGAAGGGAUCCCGGCUCCCCGCUUCAGAUGGGAGAAAAUCCCCCCCGAUGGUCAACUACUCAACACCCGCCAGGAAGAUUCCAGAGGUUCCACCACACUGACAAACAUCACACUGGGGACAUCCGGUCUAUAUCGCUGUACGGCAACCAAUCAGCUGGGUUCUCAGUCCUGCGCCAUAGAGCUCCAUAUUCAUGCCGGAGGAAUCGGCACGAUGGGGAUUUUUGCCGCCAUCACUAUCACUCUCAUCAUGGGCCUGGUCCUCCUGGCACUCCUAGCUCUGGUCCUGAACCUUCACCAGCAGAGUCGGGGAAAGUGGCGCGAUGCCGAGUUGUAUGACCCCGCCAGGGUGGACAAUCUCUCUGCCAUGAAAAGUCCUGACACGGCCGAAUCCAGCCUAAUAACCCGACCCGUGUCCAGGCCCCACAUCCCCCCAGCAUGGCCCUCUUCCCACAUUGUCUACAGUGUCCGGCGCAGCCAGAUCUCACCAGUCCCGGAGACUCCACACAUCAGAAACCCCUUUCCUCCUCUGUCUUCUGGAACCGAUUCCAUAACAGAGAGCGAGGAUGAAGAUAACACAAGUGAUGUGCCACCACCCGUCUACCGAUCGUCACUUUACUCUGUGAACUCGGGAUUCCUGGUAUGACACCCGCCCCCUAAAUCCUACGGCACCGUAACCGCUAAACACGGCAACCCCACAGAAUCGGCACCGAGACAGAAGAUUGGACUUCACAGAGCCCUUUCCUCCCAAGGGCCACCGGAACGUUCCCACGGGCCACCGGAACCGCUAAACACCACAGAGACAGACGAUUGGACUUCACAGAGCCCUUUCCUCCCACGGGCCACCGGAACAUUCCCACGGGCCACCGGAACAUUCCCACGGGCCACCGGAACAUUCCCACGGGCCACCGGAACUGCUAAACACCACAGAGACAGACGAUUGGACUUCACAGAGCCCUUUCCUCCCAAGGGCCACCGGAACAUUCCCACGGGCCACCGGAACAUUCCCACGGGCCACCGGAACAUUCCCACGGGCCACCGGAACCGCUAAACACCACAGAAACAGACGAUUGGACUUCACAGAGCCCUUUCCUCCCACGGGCCACCGGAACAUUCCCACGGCUGUAGCUUCUGACAUUUCUCUCCAAGGCAAAGACACGUCACACAGAGUACAUUGUCCCACAUCCAGACAUCCUCCAUGUAUCCUUUAUACCGGAUACCCCCCUAUGACCCAUACGUGGCACACCCGCCAUUCACUUCUAUAUACCGGAUACCUCCCUAUGACCUAUACGUGGCACACCCGCCAUUCACUUCUAUAUACCGGAUACCUCCCUAUGACCUAUACGUGGCACACCCGCCAUUCACUUCUAUACACCGGAUACCCCCCUAUGACCUAUACGUGGCACACCCGCCAUUCACUUCUAUUUACCGGAUACCCCCCUAUGACCUAUACGUGGCACACCCGCCAUUCACUUCUAUAUACCGGAUACCUCCCUAUGACCUAUACGUGGCACACCCGCCAUUCACUUCUAUAUACCGGAUACCUCCCUAUGACCUAUACGUGGCACACCCGCCAUUCACUUCUAUACACCGGAUACCCCCCUAUGACCUAUACGUGGCACACCCGCCAUUCACUUCUAUUUACCGGAUACCCCCCUAUGACCUAUACGUGGCACACCCGCCAUUCACUUCUAUAUACCGGAUACCCCCCUAUGACCUAUACGUGGCACACCCGCCAUUCACUUCUAUAUACCGGAUACUAGGGUUGUCACAUCAUCCCUUUAAUAAUCCAGGACACAUAUGAAGUACACAGGUUCCGGGGUUGAUUAAAGGUGGUAAUUAAACUCACUUGGCGCCUCAUCAGAACCCGUGAAAUUCAUGUGUGUGCCGGAUUAAAGGGAUGAUGUGGGGGGUGGGGGGGUCACAAGUCGCAGCAGUGCGACCCGAGACUUUAGAAGUCGCUCAAAGACAUCAAUGAUUCCAAACCAGGAAACAACCAAUUUAGUUUUUCAUCACCGGUGUGGACCGACUCCUAUGGGCCAGACAGAGGGACCUCCCCUAACCACUCCCCCAGUGUACCCACAGACCGAAUCCUAUGGUCAGACAGAGGGACCUCCCCUAACCACUCCCCCAGUGUACCCACAGACCGACUCCUAUAGGGCCAGACAGAGGGACCUCCCCUAACCACUCCCCCAGUGUACCCACAGACCGACUCCUAUGGGCAGACAGAGGGACCUCCCCUAACCACUCCCCCAGUGUACCCACAGACCGACUCCUAUAGGUCAGACAGAGGGACCUCCCCUAACCACUCCCCCAGUGUAC